This is a messenger RNA of Salvia miltiorrhiza (redroot sage), 546 nucleotides long. Its product is annotated as salviol synthase-like. Lineage: Eukaryota; Viridiplantae; Streptophyta; Magnoliopsida; Lamiales; Lamiaceae. The record is from RefSeq and is a predicted model, not a curated record. Gene Ontology annotation, molecular function: iron ion binding; oxidoreductase activity, acting on paired donors, with incorporation or reduction of molecular oxygen; heme binding. Bases 1 to 546 code for a protein of 181 amino acids. The transcript has 3 exons.
AUGAGAGAAGAGGUGUUUGUUGAUCUUAUCAAGAGGUUUGCAUCCAUGGAGGGAUCAGAGAUCAAUUUCUUGGAGAUGUUAAGCGAAACCACGUACGUUGUGAUUGCGAUGGCGGCCAUAAGGGAUGUGAAUAAGCAAUAUGUGGCUUUCGUCGAUAAGCUAGAUGAGACACUUGAGAAUGUCAUCCGCCAGCAUAGAAUUGCCGAUUCUCACAACCAUGAAGAUCUCCUCGAUGUUCUUCUCAAGUAUCACCAAGAUGGACUUACAAUUGACAACAUCAAGUCUGUCGUCUUGGACUUGUUGGCUGCUGGAAGUGACACAUCAUCCACACUAGUGGAAUGGACCAUGUCUGAACUCCUCAAAAAUCCAAGAAUACUUGAAAGGACACAACAAGAGUUUAGGAAGGUUUUUGAUGAAGAGGGACACGUGGACGAGUCGCACAUUCCGCAGCUCAAGUACUUGAAGUCUGUUGUGAAAGAGACUUUGCGGAUGCAUCCGCCAGCACCUUUGUUGGUUCCUAGAUUAUGCGAAAAAACAUAUAAUUAA